Messenger RNA from Suillus fuscotomentosus, 408 nucleotides. RefSeq lists its product as uncharacterized. Lineage: Eukaryota; Fungi; Basidiomycota; Agaricomycetes; Boletales; Suillaceae. The record is from RefSeq and is a predicted model, not a curated record. The transcript has 3 exons. The annotation marks the transcript as partial.
UUAAAACCUGCUAUCUACAAUGGCAAUCCUUCAAGAUCGCAUUUGGAUGUGAACCACCCUGUGUUAGCGUCUUAUCUCUGUCCUGUUUCGCAUCUCGCCGAAUUCAACAGAGACCCAGCCGAGUAUGUAUUGUUCUAUAUAAAGCUUGCCAGUGGUGGAAUUUGCCUGACCACAGAUGACUUUCCCACAUUCCUUUGGUCUGGGAACCCCCCCGGAUGUGACUACGACAACAACGCUAUGACAGAAGGCCUCCUCCAGGGCUAUCUCAUUGAAUGUGUAAUACAGCAUAUAUUUAUGGGCCCAUCUACAGCUCUAGGUCAAGACUCAUGGGCGACGCGAACUUGUAAUGUCAUGCUACACAACAUGACAACUGUCGAAGCAGAGCAUAUUGCUUAUGCUUGUGUACAG